Molecule: messenger RNA, 708 nt
Organism: Zonotrichia albicollis (white-throated sparrow)
Lineage: Eukaryota; Metazoa; Chordata; Aves; Passeriformes; Passerellidae
Source: RefSeq, a predicted model, not a curated record
AUGUAUCUCCACAUCUCCAGCGCGUGGCAGCAGCUGUGCCUACCUUGGAGCCAGUGGUGGGGUGAAGCCUCUGUCUCUGUGCUGGCUGCCCCUCAGCCAUGGAGCAGGAGCUCAGGGAAGGCGAGCACGUUGCUGCAGGUGCCAGUGCAGGUCUGUGUGAGAGCCAAGAGCUGUUUAAACCCCAGCACUGGUGUCUCCUUCUCUCCUCAGAUUCCCAAGGACCCGACGCAGCGAUGGCUCCGGGAACUCACUGCAAUGAGCCAGCAGCUGCAGCAGGUUCACCCCAACGUCCUGGCCAAGAUCCUUAAGCAAAGAACUCUGUACCAGAAUGAGGAGAUUGUGGUGAUAGACAAACCCUACGGGCUCCCUGUGCACGGCGGCCCCGGCAUCAAGAACUGCAUCGCUGAUGUGCUGCCCAUUUUGGCCAAGAUGCUGGAGAACAUGAGAGCUGAGCCCCUCCACCUCUGCCACCGGCUGGACAAGGAGACCACGGGUGUGAUGGUGCUGGCACGGAGCAAGGAGGCAGCAGAGAAGAUCCGUCUGCUCUUCAAAACCCGUCAGGUGGAGAAGAUCUACUGGGCAAUUGUCCUGGGGGACCCGGACCCUGUUGAGGGCGUUGUGGAGAUCCCCAUUGUGGAGAAGGAGGUGAAGAGCCACCAAUCCCACUACAAGAUGACGCUGGCUCCCCGGUUCCGCGUGCGUGCGGAG